AUGGCUGACAACAUUCGACCUUUCGUACAACAAGCACUACCUCUCACUCCAAUCGUCAUGUCUCAAACACGUCGUCAAAUGGUGCCAGAUAAAGAUAUUCGCUUUCCCAAGGUUCUAGCAGCUUUGCAAAAAUGGAAAACGGAUUAUGAAGACGAAGGAGAGACCUGUCCUAUUUGUUUCGAGAGCUUCAAAGAAGUCAAAGUUGAUGCAGAUAGGAAUGAUCCUUGUUCCGAUCCCUUGGAAUUUAAUGGCGGGCAUGAAGGUUCCAUAGUCGUCACGCCUUGCAAUCAUAAAUUUGGGUAUCUCUGUUUGGGAAGUUGGCUUGUUCAGAAGGAUAAUUGUCCUAUGUGCCGUAAUAUUAUCCUCCCUCUUGAUCCGCCACAGUCGGCCCAUCGUGCUCAACAUAGACAGCGCUCUUACUCCACCGAGUCGCAGAGUACCCCAGCAGAUAGGCAAUUUAUGGCACCUACUCCUAUAGCUCGAUCAAUAUCUCUUAACAGUAUCGUAAUCACUACUCCAUUUGAACUACAAAGAUGGAAUGCUAGAUUCGGUCAUUUGAACAAUCACUUGGACGAAGCUGAAAACGUAGCCGCCGGGGAAAUCACUUCGGCUAUUGUUCGUUUGCCUCCUGUUAGAGCUAGUACUACUACUCAUGGUCACCCAACCACACCUACUUCUACUGCAGUUGAGCCGGAUUUUAUACGCCGCACUUAUGAUGCCAACAUCAUCAAUUACGACUUGACACAUCCACCCAGAAAUAAUCGAACUUCUCACCUAAAUCGACCAUCAAUUGAUCCUUCAUGGCGUAACUGGGAUUACACUAGUCGUUACAGUUUAAGAGAGGCUAGGAGACCGAGAAGAAUCACCAACUCCGUAGCUGCAGCGGUAGGAGUGUCCGCAGGAAUAGGAACUGUGAUUGGAAUGCCAAGAGCAGAAAGAAGAGCGCCAACGGGCAGAGAUAAUAACACUUCAAGUAGAACUGAGUCGGAUAAUGAUUUUUCGAUCGUUAGAGCAAUGGGUCACGCGAUGGGCUUGGGAACGGUAGUUGGAAUGCCAAGAGCAGAGUGGAGAAGUACCAUGAGACCACUGUCACCAUUGGGUGAUUUGAGGAGACUACGGUUGUCAAGAAGUGGAUCGGCAAAUGAUAGUAGUACCGAGACUCUACUCACUGCAAGGAGCAGAGAAACGAGUGUGGAUGAGGAUUUGCAAAGAUUGCCGGGGUUGGCUAGUAGCAUGUGGGCUCGCACUUGGGGAUGA
Messenger RNA from Botrytis fragariae, 1257 nucleotides. RefSeq lists its product as uncharacterized. The transcript is spliced from 2 exons. Lineage: Eukaryota; Fungi; Ascomycota; Leotiomycetes; Helotiales; Sclerotiniaceae. The record is from RefSeq and is a predicted model, not a curated record. Gene Ontology annotation, molecular function: zinc ion binding. Bases 1 to 1257 code for a protein of 418 amino acids.